AUGGCGUCUGAAGUGUCUGUACUGACGGUGCAGCUCCCGGCUGAGCAUACAUCGACUCAACUUGAUACCCGCCAGUUCACCAAGCUGCGCUUCCCGUCCUCGCUCCCGCAGCAGCCGCAGCCUCAGCAGCUUCAUCCGCACCACCAGCAUCGCCAAUUGCGGCCUGCAGACGCCCACGGCCGCCGACAUGACCUCCUACGGCCCUCCGACAGCCCUCGCAGCCGCAGCCCCAGAGGAGACCGCCAUCACCAUGACCCGUCAGCACCAGCACCAGGUCUAGGUCCAGGAAUGCCCAUUGCCCGAAUCCGCAGCCGCGAGAAACUGCUGCCUACUCCCCCCGGCAUGCCCACACAACGAUACUACCGUCCUCGCCCCCAGCACCACGGCCACGGCCACGGCCAACCAAGCAAACCAUCUUCCGCCUCUUCUUCUCCCGGCGCCUCUCCUCCACGGCCCAGACCCAUAAGCUACUCCUCCGCCGGAUCGCAGUACUCAGAUCCCAACCAGCGCGAGCCCUCCUCCACCUCCAGCUCGCCUCUCUCUCGCACCCCCGUCUCUGCAUCAGAACUAGACCAUCCUCCCACAGCCACUUCUAGACCAAAAAGCAACGGCUCUACAUCCAACCACUCCACCGCCUCCUCGUCUUCGUCCAGCGCUCCCAAGAACCAGAAAGUAGAGUACCAUACGCCGCCACUGACCAACUCGCAUUUCUCAUGCUACCAUUUCCACAAGACGUUCGUCAGAAGCCCGAACGUGCUGUACCCGCUUACAUGCAUGACCUGUCUCAAGGCCGAUCAGGAACUACGCUGGCGAUGCGUCUUCUGCUGUCUGCGUAUCUGCGGCGAUUGUCUGGGCGGCAUCAAGGCGUGCAAGGACAGAUCGCUGAUCGAGUUCAUGGAGAAGCUGGUCAUGGAUCUCGAAGCCGCUGGCUCGACUCCUACUGAAGAAAAGCAGGAGGGGGAGAUCUCGGCUACUGAUACGUCUGUCCCUGAGCCUGAGCAUGCGCCUGAACCUGAACAUGUUCCUGGAUGUAGCGCGGGACAGGAAAGUACAGAGAAUCCGCAGGUUUAA
Nannizzia gypsea CBS 118893 is the source of this 1071-nucleotide messenger RNA. RefSeq lists its product as hypothetical. NCBI's taxonomy places the organism in Eukaryota, Fungi, Ascomycota, Eurotiomycetes, Onygenales, Arthrodermataceae. The transcript has a single exon. The record is from RefSeq and is a predicted model, not a curated record. The coding region runs from base 1 to 1071 and encodes 356 amino acids.